GGCCGAGAGCCACCCGGGCGGCCGCGCUCCGAGAGACGACGCCGUAGGCGGGAGAGAGUGGAAGUGCCCACGGUUGGUGUUUCGUACGCGUGGUUCCGUGAAGGUGUGUGAAACUGAAAGCCCUGGAUGGCUGGGAAGAGGUCGUCGAGCAAGCGGCCCCUGCUGCUGGGGCUGCUCCUGGCCGUAGCCACUGUCCACCUGGUCACCUGUCCCUACACCAAAGUAGAGGAGAGCUUCAACCUGCAGGCCACACACGACCUGCUCUACCACCAGCUGGACGUGGACAAGUAUGACCAUCUCGAGUUCCCUGGCGUCGUCCCCAGGACCUUCCUUGGGCCACUGUUGAUGGCAGCGUUCUCCAGCCCUGCGGUUUACGUGCUUUCCCUGUUAGAAAUAUCCAAGUUUUACUCUCAGCUGAUAGUUAGAGGAGUCCUUGGACUUGGCGUGAUUUUUGGACUCUGGACGUUACAAAAAGAAGUGAGACGACAGUUUGGGGCCACAGUGGCCACCAUGUUCUGCUGGGUGACAGCCACACAGUUCCACCUGAUGUUCUACUGCACUCGGACACUGCCCAACGUGCUGGCCCUGCCCGUGGCAUCCCUCCCACGCCGUCUUGCAGUGCUGCUGGCCCUCGCGGCCUGGCUGCGGCACGGCUGGGCCCGCUUCAUCUGGCUCUCGGCGUUCGCGAUCCUCGUCUUCAGGGCUGAGCUGGGCCUGCUGCUGGGCCUCAUGCUGCUGCUCCCGCUGCACAGCAGGAAGCUCCCCGUGCUCAGGCUGCUCCGUCACGCCGUCCCGGCUGGGAUCCUUGGCUUAGGACUGACGGUUGCCGUAGACUCCUAUUUUUGGCGACAGCUUGUGUGGCCUGAAGGAAAGGUGCUUUGGUACAACACCAUCCUGAAUAAAAGUUCCAACUGGGGAACCUCCCCGCUCCUGUGGUAUUUCUACUCGGCCUUGCCCCGUGGCCUGGGGUGCAGCCUUCUCUUCGUGCCCCUGGGCAUGGUGGACAGAAGGACCCACGCGCUGGUCCUGCCGGCUCUGGGCUUCGUAGCUUUGUACUCGCUGCUUCCGCACAAAGAGCUGCGCUUCGUCAUCUACGCCUUCCCCAUGCUCAACGUCGCGGCCGCCAGGGGCUGCUCCCGCCUGCUGAAUAAUUAUAAAAAGUCCUGGCUGUACAAAGUGGGGUCCCUGCUCGUGUUAGGACACCUCGUGCUGAAUGCCACCUACGUGGCUGCAUCCCUCUAUGUGUCCCAUUUCAACUACCCUGGAGGUGUCGCGAUGCGGAGGCUGCACGAGCUGGUGCCCCCUUGGACAGGUGUCCUUCUGCACAUCGACGCGGCUGCUGCCCAGACGGGUGUGUCUCGGUUUCUGCAAGUCAACAGCGCCUGGAGGUACGACAAGAGGGAAGAUGUGUGGCCUGGGGCUGCGGCCAUGCUGGGCUACACCCACAUCCUCAUGGAGGCGGUCCCUGGCCACCUGGCCCUCUACAGGGACACACACCGGGUCCUGGCCAGCGUUGUGGGCACCACAGGUGUGAGUCUGAACCUGACCAAACUGCCUCCCUUUGACAUCGACCUGCAGACGAAGCUGGUGCUCCUGGAGAGACUUCCCAGGCCGUCCUGAGGGGCAGAGCCAGGACCGACCUCCAGCAGCCAAAUCCCUCCAAGAACAUGGUCUCCGCCAGUGUUUGGGCACAAUUAGGGCAAAACAGAGAAACAAAUCAACAGUGAACAUGCCCCUGACAUACACCUGACCAAGCAGGGCUGGGGCCUCCAUGCACAGCCACACCCAGGGCUCACAGCCCAGGGUGACAGUGGCCUGCUCAGACUUUCCCGCAUGUUCCCAGGGUGGUGAGAAGAUCAUUUAUCGUCCAGACUGGGACCAUCCAGACACCCUGGACGCGUGGUGACCUUUGCCACGUCCUGCCCGCCCACUGGAGCUGCAUUUUGGCGGCACCACUUGCUCGGUGCCUGUGGGCCUCCUGACGCACCUGCGGCGGCGCCUGCGCGGAGGAGACCACGAUGUAAACCCCGCGACGGCGCCCCGCCCCCCCCAGCCCCGGCUUCCACCGCAACCUCUGUGUUCACAGGCCUGUCAUUUCCAUCACAGAUUAAAUCUUAGGAGAUAAACAUGUUCAGAAAGGAAUGAGGAAUAAAAAAGAAUAAGGCAAUAACAUGUCAAUUGGA
This is a messenger RNA of Propithecus coquereli (Coquerel's sifaka), 2183 nucleotides long. RefSeq names its product ALG12, alpha-1,6-mannosyltransferase (gene ALG12). Gene Ontology annotation, molecular function: alpha-1,6-mannosyltransferase activity. The record is from RefSeq and is a predicted model, not a curated record. Lineage: Eukaryota; Metazoa; Chordata; Mammalia; Primates; Indriidae. Gene Ontology annotation, biological process: protein N-linked glycosylation. The transcript has 10 exons. Bases 127 to 1620 code for a protein of 497 amino acids. Gene Ontology annotation, cellular component: endoplasmic reticulum membrane.